Messenger RNA from Pichia membranifaciens NRRL Y-2026, 750 nucleotides. RefSeq lists its product as hypothetical. The transcript has a single exon. The coding region runs from base 58 to 675 and encodes 205 amino acids. The record is from RefSeq and is a predicted model, not a curated record. Gene Ontology annotation, molecular function: mRNA binding. NCBI's taxonomy places the organism in Eukaryota, Fungi, Ascomycota, Pichiomycetes, Pichiales, Pichiaceae. Gene Ontology annotation, biological process: intracellular mRNA localization; ribosomal large subunit biogenesis. Gene Ontology annotation, cellular component: nucleolus; preribosome, large subunit precursor.
AUUUCAUGAGAAGUAUCUUUAACUUGACUAGAUAUUAUCCAGCAUAAUCCAUCAGUCAUGUCCAUCAACAAGCAGACCAAAAGUGCGAAAAGAAAAAAUGUUAUGAACAAGCAACGUGAAGUUGAGCCGGAGAUCAGAAGUGAUUCACAUGCUAGAAACCUCCUUCAAAACCAGCCUAACUUGACUCCUAAAGCUUCCAAGAGGAUGCUGAGAGGAAAAGACUUAAAGAAACAUCUUCGGAGUACACAAUUAUACGGUAAGAAAAAGAAAGAGCGUGAGUACACCGAAAAAGAGUUGGGUAUUCCCCAGCUCAACAAAGCUAUUGUUCCUGGGGCCAUCGUGAAACGUGGUAAGAAGGGAAAGAAGUUUAUUUCAGACGAUGAUACCAAUACUUUGCAGAGGCUCAUCAAGCAGGUGAAUGACGAGAGAGAUCUUGUCAACGAAAGUAAGCUAGAAAAAAGUAAGCGUUUAGAAGAAAUACGAGACCUCCGGAGAAAGGAGAUGGAAGGAAAGGAGGAUGCUAAGAAGGCUAAGCUAGAGAACGCCAAGGCGAACAUCAAAGAAAAGGCAAGUCUUGCCAGAUCUGCCAGAAGGAAGAGUGCCAAGGAGACAAAGAAAGACUUAGCUAAGGAGGUUAACCACAAUAGCAAGAAGAAGAGCGUUUCUUUUGCAUGAGUUGUGUGACACAGUGAAGUUUCUGGGUCCACCUAUUUACGCAUCGGUCAUCCCCCCUGCAUUUGUAUACUUGUA